Messenger RNA from Mercenaria mercenaria, 877 nucleotides. RefSeq lists its product as uncharacterized. The record is from RefSeq and is a predicted model, not a curated record. Bases 209 to 862 code for a protein of 217 amino acids. NCBI's taxonomy places the organism in Eukaryota, Metazoa, Mollusca, Bivalvia, Venerida, Veneridae. The transcript is spliced from 15 exons.
CAUGUUAAGUUUACAUAAGUUUAUCCACCUGUUUAAAAGGUAGUAAAACUCCCCCGGUGCAAUGUAUGACGUAAUAAAUAUCACGAGACACGCUAGAUAAACAAUAUGUUAUCGGACCCAAUCGAAUUUUGACCUUGGAGGAUAACAGUGCGCAAAAGAAUGAACUAUUAAUUCGUUUUUAGGAUAUGGUUUUCGGUUAAGGUUCAGUAUGUCUGGACUUACAACGCCGUGUGAUGAGACAGAAAGAACUGGUGGUGCCUAUGUUCGCGAAGGCAGUGUACAACAAGGAUCUGUUAGGAAAUCACCAGUUCUCGAAAUCACUGGACCAGACCCAAAAAAAGUUAAAUUACAGAAAGAUCUAGACGACAGUAGACUUCAGCUCUCAGAAGAAAAGAUGCUGCAGGACUUAAAAAAGGAAAAGGAGGACUCAGUAAAGAAAUUAGAAGCACAAUUACAAGAUUGGGAAGAGCCUCCGCCAUCGGAACCUCCAUCAGAUUGGGAAGAGCCUCUUCCAUCGGAACCUCCAUCAGAUUGGGAAGAGCCUCCUCCAUCGGAACCUCCAUCAGAUUGGGAAGAGCAACCUCCAUCGGAACAUCCAUCAGAUUUGGAAGAGCAACCUCCGUCAGAACCUCCAUCAGAUAGGGAAGAGCAACCUCCAUCGGAACCUCCAUCAGAUUGGGAAGAGCAACCUCCAUCGGAACCUCCAUCAGAUUGGGAAGAGCGGCCUCCAUCAGAACCUCCAUCAGAUUGGGAAGAGCAACCUCCGUCUGAACCUCCAUCAGAUUGGGAAGAGCGACCUCCAUCGGAACCUCCAUCAGAUUGGGAAGAGCAACCUCCAUCGGAACCUCCAUCAGGUGAGUGACAUAAGGCCAUCUUG